Molecule: messenger RNA, 3489 nt
Organism: Coturnix japonica (Japanese quail)
Lineage: Eukaryota; Metazoa; Chordata; Aves; Galliformes; Phasianidae
Gene: LMOD3
Product: leiomodin 3
Biological process (GO): pointed-end actin filament capping; actin filament organization; muscle contraction
Cellular component (GO): myofibril; striated muscle thin filament; cytoskeleton
Molecular function (GO): actin binding; tropomyosin binding
Source: RefSeq, a predicted model, not a curated record
AGACUUAGAGGUGCUGCCCGUCUGCUGCACUGCGACUGAGAGCUACCACCGCUCAUGACCAAAACACAAAGUCGUGGAUUCAAUCAAAUGAGCUAGUGCUAGGGGGGGAAAAUAUCAGAUUUAUCUUUCUAUUUAGUUUUAUAAAGUAACAGGGGAACGAGCAAACAUGUCUGAACUCAGCCAAACGUCUGACGAAGACGUGUCCCCUGAAGACAUCAAUGAAGACGAAAUCCUGGCCAACCUCUCCCCUGAGGAGCUGAAGGAGCUGCAGAGCGAGAUGGAGGUGAUGGCCCCUGACCCUGAGCUCCCCACAGGGAUGAUACAGAAGGAUCAGACAGAGAAGCCCCCAACAGGCAGCUUUGACCACCGCUCCCUGGUGGACUACCUGUACUGGCAAAAGGCGUCCCGGCGCAUGCUUGAAGAUGAGAGAGUUCCCGUCACCCUCCUGCCAUCUGAGAGAAUUACUGCAGAGGAGAUGGGAGAUGGUGGUGGCCCCGGUGACGCAGGUACCAGGAGAGGGCCAGAAACUGAUGGGAAAGAGCGGCAGUACAAAAAUGAGAGUGUGUCACAUGCAGUAACACAGCCUGGGGAGAUGAACAGAGAUGGAAGCAGUGAGGAGGGAGAGGAUGAAGAGGAGGAAGAGGAGGAAGGUGAAGAGGAAGAAGAUGAGAGUGAGUCAGAAACGAAGGAAACCUGUGUUAAUGAAAACCAUCACAAUGAUCAAACAAGCAAGCAACCAGGUACGGAAUCAGGGGAAACCACAGAAAAGUCAGAUGAAAAUGAAAAGAAAAUCUCAAAAUUGAACAUCCCCAAAAAGUUAGCAUUGGAUACCAGCUUCAUGAAGCUCAGUGCCAGACCAUCAGGAAAUCAAACCAACUUAGAAGAGAGCUUGGAGAAAGUCCGAAAAAACAAUCCGGAGAUGAAGGAGCUCAACCUGAACAACAUAGAGAACAUCCCCAAAGAAAUGCUGAUAGACUUUGUCAAUGCAAUGAAGAAGAAUAAGAACAUAAAAACGUUCAGUUUGGCCAACGUGGGAGCCGAUGACAAUGUUGCAUUUGCACUGGCCAAUAUGCUGCGUGAGAACAGAAGCAUCACCACGCUCAACAUUGACUCCAACUUCAUCUCUGGGAAGGGUGUUGUGGCCAUCAUGAGGUGCCUGCAGUACAACGAGGUGCUGACAGAGUUCCGCUUUCACAACCAGAGGAACAUGCUGGGCCACCAGGCUGAGAUGGAGAUUGCCAGGCUACUGAAGGCCAACAACACCCUGCUGAAAAUGGGCUACCACUUUGAGCUGCCGGGGCCCAGGAUGGUGGUGACCAACCUGCUGAGCAGGAACCUGGAUAAGCAGAGGCAGAAGAGGCAGGAGGGGCAAAGGCAGCAGCAAAUGAAAGAGCAGAGAGAGCUGAUCACCAUGCUGGAGAAUGGACUGGGCUUGCCACCUGGGAUGUGGGAGAUGCUGGGGGGGCCACUGCCUCAGCCCAGGCCUCAGGAAGCUCCCCCAGCACCCAAACCACCCAUCCCCACCUCAGCACCUCAGGGAUGGGGGAAGGAAAGCAUGCAGCCCGCAGCCCCUGAUCAGCCACGUGGGGCUGAGCCCAGCUUCAGGGUGAUCAAGCUGAAGAAGAUCCAACGCAAACCUGCUGUGCCCAAGUAUGUGGAGCCCACUGAGAAAACCAACCUCAAGGACGUGAUCAAGACCCUGAAGCCAAUCCCCAGGAGAAGGCCCCCUCCUCUUGUCGAGAUAACACCACGAGAUCAACUACUGAAUGACAUUCGUCAGAGCAACGUUGCGUACCUGAAACCGGUGCCAUUACCAAAGCAGCUGGAGUGAAAGACCCAAAGAAAACAACUCGGAGCAAAGACUGUUCAAGUUCUGCUUACGGUUGUUUCAGCAGAAGUUUUCUGCAGAACCCAGGUGGUGUAUGUGACUCUUUGGGAACAAAGCUUGCAAUAUGCACUUCUCUCAGUGUGAUGAAAAAGGCUGGCACAGGAAAAAUCAGCUCUAAGAGUUUCCAUCAGGUAUCAAAAUCCCAGUGCCAUCUGUCUGCCAAAUGGAUUCGAAGCUCCAGUUUGUUGUGGGAGGAUUUCCUCAGAGACAUCAAUAACCUUAAGUCUUUCUAGUAAACUAUUUUGCUUCCAUGUUGUCCUUCUGCUGUCCAAUUCUGCAGGAACACGCUGUGCUUUAGCUUAUCUUUCUUUUCACACACAUGCUCCUUGAUUAUUCUCUUGUCUAUGAGAAAAGCAUUUGGUCUCUAUGUAAACAGCUUUAUUUUUUAGGCUAAGGAAAUGAAUGAAAUAAAAGCUCUCUCCGUAAGAAGUGUGCAGCACAUCCAUGGCUUGUAAGAAGCUUGCAGAACAGAAUGCACUCUGGUGCAUGCUGAUUUCUAGCCAGUGUAUUUCAAAGCAGCCCAGUUGGUCUCAUACCUGGCCAGCACGUAAAAGAUAAUGCCACGCUGUUUCGAGAGCUUAAUCUUAAUCUCAUGUACUUCACCCUUGGAUCAGGCUCCACACCACCACCACCUUGGGAUGCACCAAAACGCCGCUGCCAACCUCUCUCAUACUGCUUUCAAGCACCUGGGGGAUGAGCCCUAACCCUCUCUUUGUAACCUGAAUAUGCACGGCUUGUUUUUACUUUAAAAUUUUGAAAUCUUUUAUCCCCCUCCAUUUUAAUUGCAUCAGAUGGUUUUGCUGCAAGACUUUUCUACAGCAGCUACAACUCAUUCUCCUGUGGAUCGCAGCCAUGUGAGAUCAGCUUUUUCUCUUCUUUUCCCUGAGUUACUGGAAGCUACAAAGCUUAUUUCUGCAAAGUCACAUUUGAUCCACUCCCCUCCUCCCAGCCAAGCCUUCCCCUUUGCUAACAUUCACCUCCUCUGCCUUCCUGUGGCUGAUCCACUCACUCGGAACGCCCACUUUGCAGCUUGUGGCAGGCCUUCCUGCAGGUCAGUCUCUCCUUGCUGCCUACGACUGUUUGCAAUGGUUCUCUGGCAGCUAAAUCCUAGUGCUGCUCAGGGCACGGCUCCUAGUAACCUUAGAAGCAGGCAGAAAUCCCUCCCAGGUAAUUAGAAGAAAUGUAAAAUCGCAGUUAAGCAGAGUUAUGUAAGAGACUGAAACAACAUGAACAAAUACUUAUAUAUCUGUGCUUCUGCAGACAGGCUUUUGCAAGGAUGCAAGAGCAAGGCUGCAUCAUUCCUUCAGCUCACAAGCAGCUCAUGCCUCAGCAGCAUGAAUAGAGACAGCAACCAAAACCAGAAUUCCCCACAAGCACUGUUUCAUGGCAUGAAUGGUAGGGUGACCACAGCUCUCCCACCACCACCCUGCUGAGGUCACCAGCAUCCACCAGCUGAGGUUAAGCAUCAUGUUUCCCAUCCUGAAAGAAAUACACUCAGUAGUCACCAUUAGAGUUUAUUUUUCUUCAUAACUGUGCAGUUCUUUAAAAUUCUACAGUAAUGAUGAAGCCAUAGGCUACUAUCUUGAAGUGUGGAAACAGUU